This is a messenger RNA of Paramecium octaurelia, 287 nucleotides long. NCBI's taxonomy places the organism in Eukaryota, Ciliophora, Oligohymenophorea, Peniculida, Parameciidae. The record is from the annotation of a GenBank genome assembly.
AUGGGAUGUAUUCAACAGAAGGCUCCAAGUCCUGAAAUAUCAAUAAUAAUAUUGAGUCCUCCUCUCUCCAAUUCGCCAUCAAAUGAAUUUACACUGAAACCCUAUCACAAUGAUUAAUACCCUGCUGCUCGUUUGCCUACUAAUACUUCAGAUCAAUCCUUUCAGACCAAAUUCAUCAAACACAAAGGGUUGACUCUAACCAUGAAUGGUACUAAUUAAUAUAAUUAUUUUUAGAUCAGCAAAGGAUCAACUAUUAUCAACACUGUAAUAGUUGCCCAUACUUUUGA